Hermetia illucens (black soldier fly) is the source of this 2901-nucleotide messenger RNA. RefSeq names its product probable RNA-binding protein 19. The record is from RefSeq and is a predicted model, not a curated record. Lineage: Eukaryota; Metazoa; Arthropoda; Insecta; Diptera; Stratiomyidae. The coding region runs from base 104 to 2875 and encodes 923 amino acids. The transcript is spliced from 6 exons. Gene Ontology annotation, molecular function: RNA binding.
GAAAGCUUUUGACGUUCAUUACACUGGACUUAACCAACGAGAAAAGAACGUUGGUGGUUGACAUUUGGCGUUGUCGCACGUGCAAGGCUGCGAUUUGUAAACAAUGUCUCGGUUAAUAGUGAAAGGAUUGCCGAAAAAGAUAACUGAAGAAAAGCUUCGAGAUGUAUUUGGCACAAAGGGAACGAUAACAGACAUUCAACUGAAGUACACGAAGGAUGGCGUAUUCAGGCAGUUCGCUUUCGUGGGCUACCAAACUGAUGAACAGGCCCAGGCAGCCCUCAAACAUUUCAACAACACAUUCAUACAAACUAGCCGGAUAAAAGUGGAAGUCUGUGCUUCUCUAGGGUCUCAGGAAAAGCCGAAAGCGUGGAGCAAGUAUUCUGAGGAGAGUUCGGCGUACAAAAAGCAACAUGGGAUCAGUGAAAAGACGGAGGAGGAGACGGAAAAAUCAAAAAGUAAACAGGAAAAGAGAAAGAAAAAACAGGAUAAAUUGGAUGAAAUAGUGGGUGGACGUAAAGAUGACCCAGAUUUUGUGGAGUUCAUUGAAGUGCACACGAAGGAUCGAAACUUGUGGGCCAACGACGCUGUGUUAGUUCCAGAAGUUCCAACAAAAGAAACUAAAGACGCAGAUAAGAAAAAGAAAUCUGAUUCAGCUAGCGAUGCAGCUCCAGAUACAAGCGUAAUUUCAGCAAAGAGCGAAAGCGACGAUUUUGAAUCAGAAGAUGAAGUGCAAGACAGCCCUAAAUUAGCAGAGAAAGAAAUCAGUGAUCUGGAGUAUAUGAAAUCGUUGAUGAAGAAACCUGACAAGGGUGAAAAUGGAUCGAUAAAAUCCCGUGAAAAUGCUUCGAAACCCAAAAAAGAUAUUGAUCUGUUUACCAUCAAAAUGCACAACAUCCCAUACAGAACGAAACGCCAAGAAAUCAUCAAAUACUUCAAGCCAAUAAAGCCAUUUUCUGUUCGAAUGCCAACUAAGGUCCAUGGUUUUUGCUACGUCGGGUUUAAGACGGAGAAGGAUUUCAAGAAGGUUAUGCUUAAAGACAAGAGUUUCAUAAACGGAAAGCAAAUUUUUUUCUCUGACUUCACAGAGAAAAAUAAAAUAUCGAAAAGCAAAUCGAACUGCGAUGCGUCGACAUCCGAAAGAGUGAAAAAUGCCAAGUGGCUGAAACAAGAAGAAGCUUUACAGAAAGAAGAAGACAUAUCCGAAUCUGGCCGAAUUUUUUUCCGGAACCUCGCUUAUACCGUUAGCGAGGACGAUGUGCAAAAACUUUUUGAACAGUACGGUCCCGUUGCUGAAGUUAAUUUGCCCAUAGAUCCGCUGACUCGUCAAAUAAAGGGGUUCGGAACUGUGACAUUUGUAAUGCCCGAACACGCUGUAAAAGCUUUCUCUGAAUUAGAUGGUACAUUAUUCCACGGAAGGUUGUUUCAUUUGAUUCCUGGGAAAAGCAGAGACAAUUUGGAAGCUGAUUCUAACGAGGAAGGGUUGAGUUUCAAACAAAAGAAAGCUCUGAAGUUGAAACAAUCAGCAGGUCAAUCGCACAAUUGGAACACAUUAUUCCUGGGGGCGAACGCAGUCGCAAAUAUAUUAGCUAAGCGAUUCGAAACAUCGAAAGAAACUAUUUUGGACUCAAGCGAAGGCGGAUCAAGCGCAGCUGUUCGUCUAGCACUUGGUGAAACACAAAUAGUUAUGGAGAUGAAAAAAUUUUUAGAAGAAAAUGAUGUUCAGUUGAGUGCUUUUGAUACUGAUCCCAAGCAGCGGUCCAAAACCAUUAUUUUAGCUAAAAAUUUACCAGCUGACACAUCAGUUUCUGACCUGAAGCCACUUUUCUCGAAAUUUGGUUUGAUAGGACGAAUAGUUUUACCACCAAGUGGUGUGACAGCUAUAAUCGAAUUUUUAGAUCCUUCAGAAGCGCGGCAGGCAUUCAAGAAACUAGCAUAUAGUAAAUUUAAAAACCUUCCACUUUACCUUGAAUGGGCGCCAGAAGGUACUUUUACAACAAAAACGGAUGGCGAGGCUGUUAAGAGUGAGCAAAAUAACAAUGAGAAGGCUGACAAAGAAGAGGAAGCUGGCAACUCAUCAAAAGUUGAAGAUCUUGUUUCCAAUGAAACACCCACUAAUACAGAAGUUUCUUCAGAGAAUUUGGUUGAGGAGGAUGACGAUGAAGCAGAACCUGAAACUACGCUUUUCUUGAGAAACUUGAAUUUCAAGACACGGGAGGAUGUUAUCCGAGAGCACUUUAAACGCUUAGGUGCAAUACAUAUGAUACAAGUUGCAAUACGUAAAAAUCCGGAGAAUCCAAAAGAAAAAGUUUCAUUAGGUUAUGGUUUCAUUCAGUUUAAGAAGAAAGUCACAGCAGAGAAGGCAUUGAAAACGAUGCAAUUCACACAAAUCGAUGGUAAUCAAGUUGAGUUGAAACGCAGCGACCGCACUUUGAAGUCAGAUCUGAAGAAACCUCAGAGAAAGCCUUCAAAUGUUUCAAAGCAAACGGGUACGAAAAUUUUAGUUCGAAACGUACCAUUUCAAGCUAAAACUAACGAAGUUCGUGAUAUUUUCAAAGCUUUUGGCGAAUUGAAAUCAGUACGGUUGCCGAAGAAGAUGACUCCUGGUGAAGAAUCACAUCGCGGUUUCGGUUUUGUUGACUUCGUGACGAAAAGUGAUGCAAAGAAAGCUUUCGACACACUUUCUCAAAGUACUCAUUUAUACGGUCGUCGACUAGUCCUCGAAUGGGCUUCUGUUGAUGAUGAUAAUGUUGAUGAGUUGAGGAAAAGAACUGCACAAAGCUUCCAUAGUUAUGAUAAACCCAGUAAAAUAAGUAAAAAAAGUGUAUUCGAAGUGAAUGCCCUGGGAAAUGUUGGUGAUGACGACACGGAGAGCUAAUGAUUAAAUAUAUGAUUUGUUACGUA